AUGAGGGAAACCUUCGGAAACAAGUUUUGGGGCAUGAUACAGGUAACUGACAGUGUAACGAACGAUAUUGACACCCCCUAUACCGAUACCAGAGUAUGUGCCACUGGCGCCGAAACAAGCAAAGCGCAGUUUGAUCGACCGCCACUGUUGACUCACCGACCUUCCAUUCUGUGCGACACUGGUAGACCAUCCCCAUACCCAAUACAUCGAGGGCGUGGUCCAAAGUCUCCCCGAUCCACAAACUCACAACUUGCAUACACUCGCCUUCCCAUCAUCAACAUCCCAGACAAUACUAUCGCAGCCACCGAAGCCCUCCAACCAGAUCCCAAGAUGGACGCCACUGAGCUUUCAGACGAUCGCGUUGCGGAGAUUCAGAAAGCAGUUAGCAGUCCUUGGACUAUGUCUCCAGACGAGUACUUGGCGAAGUUGAAGCAUGAAACUGGCAGUGAAGAAAUGCUGGAUCAGUUUCUAGAGAAAGCAUGUAAGUUAGACAGAGAAUCGCCUCGUCGUUCAGCCGAGGAUUGGCUUAAGCAGCUUGCUGCUAUGGACUUUAGAGAUGUCGGUCCUAUUUCGAAGCAUCACUUUGGCUUGACUAUCGAUAGGGUGGACAGAUUUGAUCUCGGCACCGAUGGCGAGGAUACGUUUGCAGUCGCAACAAAUUCUGAGGCUCUGUGGACGCAGGAGGCGGAGCUCCCACCACUAUCACCCUCUGCAGACAUUGAGUCUGGCGACUAUCAUGCCCAUCCUGCGUUGAUCUCUCUGCAGAAGAUUGAAUCCUCCCCUUCUCGCCUUGGUCCGGAGCCUUCCAACACCGGUACGCUCACAGCUUCUGGUGAACAGCUUCCUUCUCUAGUCAUGCCGAUCGGGCAGCUACAGAUGAAGUCUAAGGAAGAGACGGAUGAAGACUAUAUCGACACUGAAUAUGUCCUCGUCAUUGAUGCCACCAAGACUAACCAUCCUAUCUGGCUGGUCUAUGACCGAAACGCGUGCGAUGACUUAGGUGACCGACGCCUCAUCGAUCCUGAUCAGCAACCCGUGGUCUUCGAGAAACUUGGAAAGAACUUUGAUGCUAUGCAGGUUAUGCCAAGUCUCCAACGGUGGAUUCUCCACUACGGAAAGCUCGACUUCGCUCUGAUGCUGAAGUCGAUGCAGGCAACGGGCAUCACAGGACCAAUCCAGGCUCAGGAGCUUUCCCUCUCGGAGGCUAAGAAGAUUCUUGGGUAG
This is a messenger RNA of Fusarium proliferatum ET1, 1224 nucleotides long. RefSeq lists its product as uncharacterized. The record is from RefSeq and is a predicted model, not a curated record. The transcript has 2 exons. NCBI's taxonomy places the organism in Eukaryota, Fungi, Ascomycota, Sordariomycetes, Hypocreales, Nectriaceae. The coding region runs from base 1 to 1224 and encodes 407 amino acids.